AUGUUCGCGCGUGUCCCUCACCUGGCGCUACCGACGCUAGAACCCGUUCCUGAAGAAGCAAGAAGCGCGUUUAUGCCCGAACAGCAGCGGCGGAAGUUCGAGAAGCUCAUCGCCGAACGCCGAGUGGCCUUGCGAGAGCGAUACGGACAACCUGGCGAUGAUAGACACAAGCUUCGUUUCAAGUCUGCUAACCGCAUUCUUGACGACAUGAGAAAAGAGUACAACUUCCUUGAGGCUGAAUUGCAUCAACUCUGCGGCAGUGUUACUGAUGUUUUUCGAGGCAAAGAUACACCUAAACUUCGCGAACAAUUUGGGACGAAAGAAAACACUAAGAAAAUUUACGAUCGCAUUGUGAAUGCUUCUACAAAGCAAAAACAAAUGAUCACUUAUCUUUCAAAGCCAUUACCACAAGUGCGCGGCUCUCGACGACGACGAAAUUAG
Messenger RNA from Oikopleura dioica, 441 nucleotides. Lineage: Eukaryota; Metazoa; Chordata; Appendicularia; Copelata; Oikopleuridae. The record is from the annotation of a GenBank genome assembly.